AUGCACACUCAACAACACUUUCACCCUGUCAUCCUCUUCCAUGACCAGCAAGUCGCCUAUGGUGACCCUUAUUACCAACCCAUGAUUCAAAUUAAAAAGGAACGUACAAACGAGAUGCUUAGAGUCAACAGCCAAUGGUGGCAGCAUAUAGCAACAUCAAUGAUGGAUGAUGGCAACGAGGAUGAUGACACCCUUACCACCACUGGCACCAGCAACAGCAACAGCAGCAGUCCUUUAUCUACGGCAUCGUCAUGCUCGUCAUUGUCUCCAAAACCAUGCUUGACAUCUCCCUUACAUCAUCAGCAGCCAUAUCUGUCACAUCAGCUUGCUGCUGUAUCUGAAAAACCAAGACCAACAACAAAGAUUACCAAAGACACAAGGCCAUCCAUGUCCACCACCAAUCAUGUCAAGCGUCGACGCGGCAAUCUACCUAAAUCAGUCACCGCUAUCCUAAAGCAAUGGCUGAUGGACCAUUUUCAACAUCCAUAUCCCACUGAACAAGAAAAAAUGAUGCUAUGUCGUAAAACGGGCUUGACAGUGAGCCAAAUCAGUAACUGGUUUAUCAAUGCUCGACGACGCAUCUUGCCAUUGGUGCGUAUGUCUCACCAUCAACAAUAA
Lichtheimia ornata is the source of this 618-nucleotide messenger RNA. RefSeq lists its product as uncharacterized. NCBI's taxonomy places the organism in Eukaryota, Fungi, Mucoromycota, Mucoromycetes, Mucorales, Lichtheimiaceae. Gene Ontology annotation, biological process: regulation of transcription by RNA polymerase II. Bases 1 to 618 code for a protein of 205 amino acids. The transcript has a single exon. The record is from RefSeq and is a predicted model, not a curated record. Gene Ontology annotation, molecular function: DNA-binding transcription factor activity, RNA polymerase II-specific; RNA polymerase II cis-regulatory region sequence-specific DNA binding.